This is a messenger RNA of Stylophora pistillata, 1265 nucleotides long. Its product is annotated as adenosine receptor A3-like. The record is from RefSeq and is a predicted model, not a curated record. Gene Ontology annotation, molecular function: G protein-coupled receptor activity. Gene Ontology annotation, biological process: G protein-coupled receptor signaling pathway. Gene Ontology annotation, cellular component: membrane. Lineage: Eukaryota; Metazoa; Cnidaria; Anthozoa; Scleractinia; Pocilloporidae.
CAUUUCUUAAUCUCACAGCCAAUAACAUCAAAGCAAAACUGACCAAUCAGUGUACAGAAACAAGUCUUCCAGAAAGCGACUGAUAAAGACACUUCGCUUUCCUCACUACUAUACCGACAACUGUCCUCCUCAAAACUGUUCUCACCCAGGCGAUCAGACAAAGUGAUCAGAGGGAGUGGAGCAGGAACCUUGACUGUAAACAACACCUCCCUCACUGAUAGCAAGCUCUCUGUUGCUGUUAGAGAAAUGCUGAACACCACUGAUGAUGAUGCAAACUCCUCAUUUGAAGUCAGUUAUCUGGAGUCACUUGUGGGGACCAAUGCGGCGUUUCUAUCCUUCAACAUUUUCUUCGCCAUCACCACGACACUGGGCAAUGUGCUAAUCCUUAUUGCUCUUCACAAAGUGACUUCGAUUCAUCCUCCAACGAAACUUUUGUUUCGAUGUUUGGCGGUCACCGAUCUUUGUGUUGGACUCCUUUCACAACCGCUGUUUACAGUGAACCUUAUCGACGAAGGAAUAACAAACUCCGGCAUCACCAUUCCAGAUGUUAUUUUUACAAUAUGGCCCGUCUCCUCUCUAAUACUUUGUGGAGUCUCGCUCUUGACAUCAACCGCAAUAAGUGUGCACAGACUUCUCGCACUGUUGUUGGGUCUGAGAUACAGACACGUUGUUACAUUAAGGCGGGUGCGAGCGCUAAUUAUCUUCUGUUGGUUUUUAGUUGGUGCUUUAGUUGGCUGUACUAUUUUUGGUGAUUUGUCUUUUUUUGUAUAUAUUGUUUUAAUGCUUAUUUCUCUUAUCAUCUCAACCGUCUCUUUCGCCAAGAUCUAUUUCCGUCUCCGCCAACAACUGCUUUAUGUACAAGGCCAUCACCACCAAGAGCAACAACAGCCUCCCUGUGGUGUUGUACCGACUGCAUUGAAUUUAGCACGAUACAAGAAAACAGUUUCAGCCAUAGCAUGGGUACAGCUUGGAUUAUUUGCUUGCUACUCUCCAUUUUGUGUUACCUUAUUGUUAUUAUCGUAUGCAUAUCUUGACGCGUUUUCUGAACUUAUUCUUCUAAACAUUUCCUUAUCUUUACUUUACUUAAACUCAUCUCUGAACCCCAUUCUUUACUGCUGGAAAAUCAGAGAGGUGAAAAAAGCAGUAAAGGAUAUAAUUAGAUAGUUGUUGUUAGUCAAAUUGAACAUUUAUAUCGUACAAAACAAUGUAAAAGGUAUGGUCUGGAGGAUUUUUUCCCUCAGCAAAAAUAUUCAUGACAAGUUACU